AUGGGCGUGAACAAGUGGUCUGUGCUGACUCGCCUUAGCAGGGCAGUGAGGAAGGUGAUAGGCCGUGCUUCUUCAAACACUAACUGCCGACUAAGUUUCAAUGAUCAGCCAGGCUUGAGAGCGUACACCGACGAUAGGUUUGAUUUAGAUUCUGAGGAUUCUGGGUCUUCAACUAGGCCGGGGCUAGCGCUACGGAAGAUGAUGAGUUAUCCUAAUUCCGAAGAUGAUGUUGAUAAGAGAGCUGAGAUGUUUAUUGCUAAUUUCCAUCACCAACUUCGGAUAGAGAGGCAAAUUUCGCUAGAACUUCAAUAUUGUCGAGGAAAUAGCUUCAAGGCAAUCUCUCCAUGA
Molecule: messenger RNA, 348 nt
Organism: Carya illinoinensis
Lineage: Eukaryota; Viridiplantae; Streptophyta; Magnoliopsida; Fagales; Juglandaceae
Exons: 1
Coding region: 1-348 (115 amino acids)
Source: RefSeq, a predicted model, not a curated record